AUGUCAAGCAGAACUCAGAAGAUGCUUAGUAUGGCUAAAAUUCAACACAACAAUUCUUUAAAUCCCGAUUUGAACUUGGAAAUACCUGUUAACUCAGAAGAAAAUAAAAACUACGAACUACAUGUUUUAGAAACAAGCACGUUUCAAGAAGAAAUAAUCGUUCAGACAAAUGAAACAAGUGCUGUUGCUAUUGACAUUAACACGGAAAUCGUACUGGAAGAAAAUUUGAAUGAAUUUGAAAGAACAUUACUGCAUAGUCCAGUAACUAAUUAUGAGACAAUAAAUAAUACGGAUGGAGAGAUAAUUCGAGAACAGAACUUGAUCGAAUUUUUGUCAGAAACUAAUGAUACAACAGAAGAGAUUUUGCAUGAAGAAGAGACCGCCGAACCAAUUGUCAAAAAAAGACGCAAAUGCAGACAUGUUGACAAAAAUGAUUGGAAACGAGAGGAGAAUAAAAGGAAGAGAGAGUUGGGCUCCGAAUUUUUUGGGAAGAAGAAAGAAGGUAAUAAAUGGACAUAUGACUUGAAGAGACCCAGAAAGUCCUUGGCAGAGACAUGUAAUUGCAAGUUUGACCCAAACACUUCCAAGUUAAAAUGUCGUGCCUUUUCUGAAGAGCACCGUAAUAACAUUUUUGAUUCAUUUUGGAAAAAAACUUGGGAUGAAAAGAAGUUAACCGUUAAUCUACUAACCCAACGAGUAAACACUUCGAGGGCUAGAAAUAGAAAGAAUGAGGAGACAUCUCAAAGAGCAUGUUCUUAUAAUUAUUAUCUUGAAAAGAAUGGAUUAAAAUUAAGAGUUUGCAAAAACCUAUUUUCAAACACAUUAGGCUUGAAACCUUGGACAAUACAUAAUUGGUUAAAAGCUUAUCACAUAAGUACAGAAAAUAAUGAGGAUAUCAAAAAAACAAUUAAUGAAAACACGACAGGAUUGGAAAAAACAAGAAAAUGUUCUCAGCGACAACACUUGCAAGAUUUUUUUAAAUCGCUUGCAAAAGUUGAAUCCCAUUAUUGCAGAAGUUCAUCCUCAAAACAGUAUCUUGAACCAAUUUGGAAAUCUAAAUCAGAAUUGUACACAUUGUAUAAAGAAACAUGGUGUUCUAAAUUUAAUGAAUCUCCAAUGUCAAUAGCUUACUUUUGUCAUAUGUUUGAAGAUUUGAAUCUUAGUCUGUUUAAACCAAAAAAAGACGAGUGCGACGUCUGCAUUUCAUUUAAAAGUAAAAACAUUACCGAAGAAGAGUAUCACCAACACAUACAAAAGAAAGAUGAAGCGAGGCAUGAGAAGGAAUUGGAUAAGCAAUCUAAUAAUAGCGUCUUUACGAUGGACUUGCAGUCGGUGCUUCUAUGCCCUAAAUCAAAUGCUGGUUCACUUUACUUUAAAACCAAACUUAUUGUGCAUAAUUUUACCGUGUAUGAUUUGAAGACGAAAGCUGGUUACUGUAACAUCUGGCAUGAAGGCGAGGGAGGAUUAAAUCAAACGGUUGCUUCUAAUGUAAAUGUUAAGCAAAAGGGAAAAUGUUCAAGUUCUGAUUCUAUUUUCCCACCUAUUGUUAUAACUGUUUCGCCUGCCAACCAAGCUAUAAUCCAUAAUAAUAAUGUUUACAAUGCUGAUGAUAUAGUGAUUAAAAUGUCUGGACAUGACGAGGUUUGCGAAAUUUUAACGGACACCAACGCAGCCAGCACAAGUGAAGAAAUAUCACAAGAAUCACCGAAUAAAGAACAAUACAAAAUUUCAAAAUCAAAUCAAGAAUUAGAUUUGAACAUCAAUGAAAAUACUACCAAUGAAGAACAUGCAAGAAGUGUAUUCAGUGAUUUUGAAGGCACACAAAUGGGUAAAAUUAGAAAGAGGAAACCGGAGAGGCAAUCUUGGAAAAGAGAAGCAAACAAAAGACUACGAGAAAGCGGUAAAGUGUAUCUUGGUUUUCAAAAAGAUCCUGAAACAAAAGUAUACAAACAAAUUGCUCCGAAACCUGAGAAAACAAUGGGACCACGCUGUGAUUCAAAUCAGUCUUUAUAUAGCGAGUAUCUGUUGAAGUGCAAAAAUGAAGGCAAUCAGGCUAUGAGUAGAAGAACAUUCGACGAGUUAUUCAAUGAGAAAGGAAUUUCUAUAUAUCUGCCCAAAAAAGAUAAAUGUGACAUUUGUUGUCAACAUGAAGUAGGGAACCUGGAUGAGGAAUCUUUUGCCAAUCAUAUUACUAAGAAGGAAAGAGCAAGACAAGAAAAACUGAAUGACACCAAGCUAGCUCAAGAUGAAUCAAGCAUCGUUUUAAUGAUGGAUCUACAAGCUGUUAAGAUAAUUCAAAAACUCUUCCUUCGUCCAAAUAUUAAUAUCCAAUUGUUUUAA
Messenger RNA from Diabrotica balteata, 2340 nucleotides. Lineage: Eukaryota; Metazoa; Arthropoda; Insecta; Coleoptera; Chrysomelidae. The record is from the annotation of a GenBank genome assembly.